AAAAGUUAGAGGAAUGGGCAGAAAAAGGAGAAACCUUCGGCAAACCUCAAAAUGCCUGGGUUACAUCCUUCCAUUUUCUCCAGUAGGCCUGCUAGCUAACAUCUAGCCAGCUUGCUAGUCAAGCGAAUAAAAUGAUUGCUAACCGCCGAGUUUCCCUCGGAGUAGAGCUCUAUAGUUUGCGGUUACGCAUUAAUGGAAGUUGUGUGCAGUAUUUGUUCCCUCUCCCACAACCCAUAUGUGUCAUUUUCAAGAAGGAUGCCCCCUGGAGAAAGCGAGUGUGUUAGCCUUAUUGGCUAACUAGCUAAAGUUGGAUCCUGAAGGCCUUGGCGGCGCCAUUUUGAAUCCAGCACCUUAAGUUAGGGCUAAGACGACCACGGGCAGUAACAAGAUUUUUCAUCCUGGGGGUCAGAAAGAUUUGAGAGGAAACUACUUCAACAAGAAAAUUCACCCACAAAUGUUUUUUUUUUCCACCCAUUUUGGAGUAUAGUUUUUGUCCAUGUCCCGGUGCAGCGUCCAGGCGGCCUUUUGUACGGGAAUGUCUGGCGGGUUUUGCAACAAGGCCUGUCGGGUGGCUUUUCAACCAGUGUGGCUUUUAAUUGUGGAUGGUUCAGUGGACUUCAACCCCCAUCAUAGUGUUAAUAUAAAGCAAAUCUUCGCCCCGCAUGUGUGAAUGAGUAUCUAGACAUAUCCAACAAAGUCCCGGUUAAAAUGGCGUGGUGUCAAAAUGGACGCUGAGAUCAUUCACGCUCCCAGAGCGGGGUCGUUUACCCCUUUUUAAGUUUUUGUAAUUCACGCCCUCCUCUUAUGGACAAUUCGCCUCAGUGAAAGCUACUUUCGUGGCUUGGAAAAGAACUCAUGGGCGGGCCUGGGAAGGUGGUGCAGCGCUGGAGGCAACACUGCUUCAGAUGGCGACCCUCUGUGUACUCGAGGAUCAUAUCUGCAGAGCCUGUGGUGGAGGUGCAGCUGGCAAGAAAACAACAGGAAUUGCCGAAACAGCUUCCAGAUAAGUGGCAGCAUGACAUGUUUGACAAUGGCUUCAGCGGCUUCAAUGGUGCUGCUGGGGGUGGCGGAGGAGCUGGUGUGGAAACUGGAGGGAAGCUUCUUGUCUCCAAUCUCGACUUUGGGGUCUCAGAUGCAGACAUUCAGGAGCUUUUUGCUGAAUUUGGGACUCUGAAAAAGGCUGCAGUUCAUUACGACAGAUCGGGAAGAAGCCUGGGAACAGCAGAUGUCCAUUUUGAAAGGAGGGCAGAUGCCCUCAAGGCUAUGAAGCAGUACAAUGGCAUCCCACUUGAUGGGCGGCCUAUGAACAUACAGCUCGUCACAUCACAGAUUGACACACAGAGACGGCCUAUGCAGGGUCUGAACAGAGGAGGUGGAGGCAUGAACAGAAAUCGUAGCAGUGGCUUCGGGGGCAUGCAGAGAGGCCGUGGAGGACGAGGUGCAGGCGGUGCCAGAGGAAGGGGACGAGGAGGUGGCCGCGGUGGUGCCAGCAAGCAACAGCUGUCAGCAGAGGAGCUGGAUGCCCAGUUAGACGCCUAUAAUGCCAGGAUGGACACCAGCUAAGAAAUGAAGCUCCAAUGGGUCAUCUUCCCUUCCUGUCUGCACAGAAGAGUGGUCAUUAGGAAUGUGCGGAAUAUUUUACACUUGUCUUCUGAUGUGAUUGAAAUUAUUGUUCCCACCCUCUUUUAAAUGCUCUGUUUUUUUAAUACCAGUAUUUUUCUCCAAUUUCUGAUGAAAAAUGGUUUUGGCUGUAGGUAACUGAACUGAACUGAAUUGGGUUUUCCCAGUUCAAUCCCUGUACCCUGUAGUUAGUGAGACUUGUAAUAAAACCUGCAGUGCAUAUUAA
Molecule: messenger RNA, 1846 nt
Organism: Monopterus albus (swamp eel)
Lineage: Eukaryota; Metazoa; Chordata; Actinopteri; Synbranchiformes; Synbranchidae
Gene: alyref
Product: Aly/REF export factor
Exons: 6
Coding region: 856-1563 (235 amino acids)
Biological process (GO): mRNA export from nucleus
Cellular component (GO): nucleus
Molecular function (GO): mRNA binding
Source: RefSeq, a predicted model, not a curated record